AUGGUGACGCUUUCGCUUUCUAUCUACAAGACGUUGCCUUUCGUGAUCGUGCUGCUUUUGCCUGUGUCCGGUUUGAGUUGGUUUGAGCCGUUCAAGAAGAGUUCACAGCCUGCUGCCUACGGAAAUCGUGGCGCUGGCGUUGCGCAGCUGGGAGAAGAGGGUAGUUCCUCCAUGCUCUCACAGCCUCCUCUGAAGCGCGGCCUCGUGUUCCAAUUGACAGAGUUAUUGGCGGUGUUUGUUCUACUCCACGAGGUCACCUCUGUCACGUUCAUCCCUGGUUCCCUAAUUGAGUCCAUCUCUUGCAACAGCUUCGUGCCGCAAAUGCUCGCACUUGGAGCUGUCGCUUGUUACUCGGGGCUGUUUGUGGUGCUCUACUACUUGCUCGCCGCCUACCACGGUAACACCCGCGCACUGGAACUUCUGGAAGAGUACGGCUUCGACCUGGCGGCUCUGGACAAGUUUGGACGCGUGCGGUUCUCGACAGGAAGUUUCUUCUCGUACUUCUUUCGAUUCUUAGCCAAACGUCCGAGUAAUAGCGACGAUGACAAGUCAGUGUCGAUCUUCCACUCAACGCUCGUCACGCCACUCCAUUGUGCUGUCGCCACGGGACAACUGGAAACGGUACGAUGGCUACUCGAGCGAAGAGUACCGCCGGGAACCCUGGCUCAAGCCUCGUUCCGAUCCAACCGCGUGCCCCCACUGUUUCUAGCUGAACACGUAGAAGUCGCUCGCGAGCUGCUGUUGCACGGCGCCGACCCGCUUGUGAUCCCUGAUCCAGGCGCCAUGAACACCAUGACGCCACUUCAAUUGGCGUAUAUUCGAGGCAACUCAGCCGUGGCACAGAAACUAGAAGAAUGGCGAAGCGACGUCGCUCUCACGCCAUUACACUUGGCUGCCGCUCGCAACGAUGUGGCAGCUAUACGCAAAUUCAUCGCACGGAAGACAGAUGUGGACUGUCUGGGGGAAAUGGGCUACGUGGGAGUCAACCGACGGACACCACUGCACUGGGCUGCUAUCAGUGGAGCCACAGACGCUGUGGACGCCUUGUUGGAAGGAGGAGCUGACCCGAACUUCCAGGAUGUGCGUGGUCGGUCACCGUUGCAUUGGGCGGCGAAGCUCAACAAGUUGGAGGCUGCUUCGAGCCAACGCAGACCCGAACUUGGCCGACGGGGAGUUCAUGACGCUGUUGUCUUGGUGGGGAAUUGGAAAGUGAAUUGA
Molecule: messenger RNA, 1218 nt
Organism: Phytophthora infestans T30-4
Lineage: Eukaryota; Oomycota; Peronosporomycetes; Peronosporales; Peronosporaceae
Product: transient receptor potential Ca2 channel (TRP-CC) family protein
Exons: 2
Coding region: 1-1218 (405 amino acids)
Molecular function (GO): protein binding
Source: RefSeq, a predicted model, not a curated record